Messenger RNA from Humulus lupulus (European hop), 1593 nucleotides. RefSeq names its product cytokinin hydroxylase-like. NCBI's taxonomy places the organism in Eukaryota, Viridiplantae, Streptophyta, Magnoliopsida, Rosales, Cannabaceae. The record is from RefSeq and is a predicted model, not a curated record. The transcript is spliced from 4 exons. Bases 1 to 1593 code for a protein of 530 amino acids. Gene Ontology annotation, molecular function: heme binding; oxidoreductase activity, acting on paired donors, with incorporation or reduction of molecular oxygen; iron ion binding.
AUGGAGGCUCUUAAAAUGAUCUCCCAAGCUCUUUGGUUUGCCAUCAUAUUAGUUUUUGGCACUUUUUUCUUCUUGUUUUGGAGAGUAGCCCAUUCUUGGUGGGUAUCUCCAAAUCGGGUUUACCGUAAUCUUAGAGAAAACGGGUUCGGUGGUCCGACGCCGAGUUUCCCAUUAGGCAAUGCAAGUGAGAUGAGAAGAAAGAGUUCGAGCAAUAAUGAAGCUGAAGUGGUACCAUCAAAAAAUAUCAUCAGCCAUGACUUGCACUCUACUGUAUUCCCUCACUUUGCACUGUGGCGAAAGAUCUAUGGGAAAGUAUUCGUAUAUUGGCUUGGCACGGAACCUUUUCUGUACGUAGCAGAUCCUGAAUUUUUAAGAAGAAUAUCAGUUGGAGUAGUGGGAAAGAGUUGGGGAAAGCCCAAUGUAUUUAGAAAAGAUAGAGAACCUAUGUUUGGGAACAAUAGUUUGACUAUGGUUGAAGGUGACGACUGGGUUCGCCAUCGACGUGCCAUUACUCCUGCGUUUUCGAAAACAAACUUGGAGGCUAUGGCGUGGUCAAUGAUAGAGUCAACCAACAACAUGUUAGACAGGUGGACUACUCUGGUGAAUUCAAAUAAGCCAUUUGAAAUAGAUGCAGAGCGAGAACUGACAGCCAUAACUGGAGAAAUCAUAGCCAAAAUAAGCUUUGGAAUAAGCUACGAAAAUGGGCAGAAAGUGUUUGAUAAACUAAAAGCCCUACAAGUUGCACUCUUCAAGUCAAAUCGCUUAGUGGGGGUUCCUUUUAGUGAGUUAUUUAUGGACCGAAAACAAACUCUUAAAGCCCGAAAUCUCGGGAAAGAAAUAGACCAAAUCCUCCUAUCAAUCAUAACCGCUCGAAGAAAAUCCAUAAAGGAAAAUAAUUGCCAAGGAGACUUGUUGGGUUUAUUGCUUAAAGCAAACGAAGAAAAUGGUGAGAAGGGAAAGAUGUUGACGGUUAGGGAAUUAAUCGAUGAGUCGAAGACUUUUUUCUUUGGCGGCCAUGAUACCACCGCGCUGGCUUUGACUUGGACGCUAUUGCUUUUGGCUUUGAAUCAAGAUUGGCAAACUCAGUUGAGAGAAGAAAUUAGGGAUGUGAUUGGAGAUGAAGUUAAUUUCACCUGCAUUGCUGGUCUAAAAAAGAUGGGAUGGGUAAUGAACGAGGUUAUCCGACUAUACUCACCGGCACCUAAUAUACAAAGGCAAACUAGAGAAGACAUAAAAGUAAUAGACAAAAACAUGGUAAUCCCCAAAGGAACAAACAUAUGGAUUGACGUUGUGGGAAUGAACCAUGAUCCUUCUCUUUGGGGAAAUGACGUCAAUGACUUCAAACCUGAGAGGUUCCAAAACGACGUAGUUUAUGGUGGCUGCAGCCACAAGAUGGGUUUUCUACCGUUUGGAUUUGGAGGAAGAAUGUGUGUGGGCAGAAACUUGAGCACGCUCGAGUAUAAAAUUAUCCUAGCCUUAAUCCUCACUAGGUUUUCCUUUACCUUGUCGCCAAACUACCGUCAUUCACCUUCUACCCUACUUACUUUGCGGCCUACUUAUGGAUUGCCUCUUGUAAUGCAACCCAUUAUAUAA